AUGGGCCGCUACGCUCGGUACAGCGAGUCCGAAACGGACGAGAGCGAAACCGACGUCUCCAUCAACGAAAGCCCUCGCCGGCGCACCGUGUAUCGUCGGCGGUCCGUCUCUCGCCGUCGGGAGAGCCCAGAGAUCAGGCAGAACACCUACCUGGCGCCCCUGGCUGGCGACACGCACCUGCAGCGGUCGGCGUCGACGGGCGGGCGUCGGCCCCGACCGACGCAGCAGCCCGCCGCACCCCCCACGGUGAUCGUCGAUAUCAAGAACGAUAACGAUCUCAAGAACCGCAGCUCCCGCUCCGACAAGAAGAACAAGAGCAGCAGCAAGCUCAGCAAGAUGUACCAGGAGGUGUUGAACGAGUCGGACGACGAGGUGCUGCGCGCCCGCUCCGUCUCCCGCCACGCCCGGAGCGUCUCGCGCGGCGUCGACUAUGAGCACAGUCACAGCCACAGCGGUGACCGCGACCGCGACUACGAGCUCGUCAUCGACCAGCGCAUCCUGGAGAAGAACGAUGCCCGGCAGGACAUGGAGCUAGUCCGGCAACAGGCUGAGAUCGAAAGGCUGGAGCGUGAGCUAGCCCAACGCCGCGACAGCCAUGACCAGCACCAGACCCGCCUGCUCAAGGAGGAGGAGGAGUGGUACGAGGACGCGAUCAGCGAGCGAUUGCGUCGCCUGGAGCGAUACGAGCGCAAGCAGCGCUUCGACGAGGACCGCUCCCGUGCCGAGAGAGAAGCACGUAUGAAGCAAUUCGAGGAAGCCGAGCAGCGCGCGCAGCAGAAGGAGCGGCUCGGCGAGGAGCGUGAUCGUGCCCAGCGGGAGCUGCGCAUGACCCGAUUCGAAGAGGCGGAGCGGGCAGCCCAGCAGAAUCAGCGACUCGGCGAGGAGCGCGAUCGCGUCCAGCGCGAGAUGCGCAUGACCCGAUUCGAAGAAGCGGAGCGGGCAGCAAGAGAAAAGGAGCGUCUCGGUGAGGAGCGUGAGCGUGUCGAGCGUGAGCUGCAGAUGAAACGAAUUGUAGAAACGGAGCGCACGGCAAAAGAGAAGGAGAGACUCGCCGAGGAGCGCGAGCGUGUCGAGCGUGAGCUGCGGAUGAAACGAUUUGAAGAAGCGGAGCGCACGGCACAACAGAACCAGCGACUCGGAGAGGAGCGUGAGCGUGUCGAGCGUGACCUACAGAUGAAACGCUUUGUAGAAGCCGAGCGGAUCUCGCAGCAGAACAAGCGCAUCGAGGAGGAACGUGAGCGUGUCGAGCGUGACCUCCGAAUGAAGCGCUUCGAGGAAGCCGAGGCGGCCGCCGAGGAGAAGAAGCGUAUGGCCGAGCGGCUCCGCCGGGAGAAGCUCGAGGAGCUGCAGCGCAAGAUGGACGAGGAAGAGGAGCGCGAGCGGAUCAAAAAGGAGAUUCGCGACGAGGAGGCGCGCAAGCAGCUCGAAGAGAUGGAACGCAGGCGGAAAGAGGAAGCGAUGAAAGCGGCCGUCAUCGAGGAGUGGAGGGUCAAAGAGGAGCAGCGCCGGCUCAACGAGAUUAAAAUGAGAGAAGCCAAAGACCGUGAGUUCAGAGAGCGGCUGCGUCUCGAGACGGGUUACACCGAAGAGGAGAUCGACGAUAUGCUACGCAAGAGGGGCAAGGAGAAGGCCAAGAAGGAGGAGAAGAAGGGCGAAGAGAAGGAAAAGGAGAAGGAAAAGGAGAAGGAGAAGGGCAAAGAAGUAGGAAAGGUGGUCAAGGAGGAGGUCGAGGUCGAGAAAACCGCAUGGAUCAAGGUCCAUCGCAAACAUCUGCUCCCCGAUACGCUCAUCGCAUAUCAUCUUCCCUGGGACUGGGACGAGCUCGAUGGCAACUACAUCAUCAUCAAGCAGUGGAUCUCCGAAGACCUCCAGGAGGAACUGUUUGCGCACACAAGGCGCCUCCGUGAGGGCAAACUUCUCACUCAGACCUCCAGUUCCCUGACAGAACUCAAGGUCAACGACCGGAGACGCGACAAGAUGUUUCUGGUGCGGAAAAAGAGCCCAAGCCGCCGUGCGUGGAUCCUCACCUGA
Molecule: messenger RNA, 2031 nt
Organism: Penicilliopsis zonata CBS 506.65
Lineage: Eukaryota; Fungi; Ascomycota; Eurotiomycetes; Eurotiales; Aspergillaceae
Exons: 3
Coding region: 1-2031 (676 amino acids)
Source: RefSeq, a predicted model, not a curated record